Molecule: messenger RNA, 963 nt
Organism: Saccostrea cuccullata (small rock oyster)
Lineage: Eukaryota; Metazoa; Mollusca; Bivalvia; Ostreida; Ostreidae
Exons: 1
Coding region: 1-963 (320 amino acids)
Biological process (GO): protein polyubiquitination; negative regulation of translation; proteasome-mediated ubiquitin-dependent protein catabolic process
Molecular function (GO): ubiquitin protein ligase activity; zinc ion binding; translation repressor activity
Source: RefSeq, a predicted model, not a curated record
AUGGCGGAGGGUCCUGAUCCACGAGGACAACAUUUUGUUACCUGUCAGCUUUGUGACGACAAUGUUCAAUUCUACUGUAGGCCGUGUAAAAUAAGACUUUGUGUAAAAUGUGUGUCUCCUCAUCUGGAAACUAACGCACCGGACCAUAAUAUUGUGUAUUAUCACAAAAGAUUAGGGACGACAGCUAGGUCUCUCCACGAUCCCCAGAUCAAUGGAACAAUAUUAUGUGGAUAUCAUGCGAUGCUCUGCAUACGAUAUGCCGGUAAGAGCCGUAUAUUCGUAAGUUCGCAUGUUUCGAGAGAUAUUAAGCUUUUUCAUACAAAUGGUACUUUGUUAAAUACGCUUACACCCAGUUCUUUAGCGAUGUAUUUGACUCCAUAUGAAGACGGUGUGUUGUAUACAGGUACUGGAGGAAUAAGAAAAAUCAAUCAUGACGGUGAUCAAUUAUUUUUACCAUUAGAGGGGAAUCUAACAGGCAUUAAAUUUGUAGAACCUAACACAAUAUAUGUCUGCAAGUGGUCCGAAGUUGAAAAGCGAACCACUGGAGGUAAAAAGCUUCUAAGUAUUAAAUACAACGACCAAGGGGACGGAAUAUAUGGAAAUGCUGAAAAUAUUUCAAUAAAUGGAAACGGGGAUAUUUGUGUAGCCGAGUAUGAUGCCGCCGGGAACAUCGACUCUUACAUUGGAGUUACUGUGGUUGAUGAGAAUGGGAAAUAUCGCUUCUCAUACUCUACAAAACCUCCCUCUUGGCCAAUGGACCUUUGUUGUGACUCGGAUUUCCAAAUAAUCAUUGCUUUUAUAUCGAGCACAAUACAUGUAAUAGACAAAGAUGGUCACUUUUUGCGGAAACUGGAAUAUAGUGGAAUUGAUAAACCUUGGAGUGUGACCAUCGACAAUAGAGACAAUCUCUUUGUUUCUCAAAUGCAUGACGAUUUUUUGAGAAUGGUGGCAUACAUGCACUAA